GUCGGUGAAGAGGCGUAGAUGGCGCUAAUGAUUUUGUUUAUUAUUACGAAAUCUCAUAAAUUAUUUCAUGAAGAUGGCAGCCUCCUGUGUCCAUCAUGUGCAGUUAGCUGUGAGAAACGGGUCCCGAUAUGUGCAUAAAUUGAUAUCAAAUGUCAAUUUUAAGCUAUUUGCAGAGAGGAGAGAUGUGGACAGCACUGACUGGGUGCUCAGAAGUGGGUCAUCUAUAUUUGUAGUGAGUGAACAUCGAGCUGAAGUCUUUCGGAACCCGGCAUCGCAAGUUCCCCGGAACUCCGGGCGAGAUGAUUGCUCCGCCAACCAGCUGACGUCACCCACCCUAGCACCUGCAUUUUCUACACGGCUUUCAGAAGUUCAUCAUCUAGGAUACGUAUCACCACCUAUUUCAACUCAAAAUCUGCGUUUUGAAUUGCCAUCUAGUGCUCUUGGAAAUAUAGAUACAGUUUGCAAUGUUGCUUUUGAAGUGUGUAAUGUUUCUGCAACAGUAGAACUUGCGCAGAAAGGAGGCGCUCAAGUGUUGCUAGAACCAACGUUGAUCAAAGACUCUAGUGGAUAUGUGACUGUCGCUGCAAUCAAAUCUUGUGUUGGGAAUGUAGUACACACAAUUCUAAAUACAGAACAUUAUGAUGGUGUAUUUUUACCUGGAUUUAGUAAAGUAUCGGAGUUGGAUUUGUGCAAUAAUUCCAUUUCAUCACACAACAUUUGUGAUCACUCUUCACAAAGUUGUUGUCAGUCAGACAGUGAUGAUCUUGUAAAGCCUGAAUCAAAGGAAACCAUAACACAUUUUGAUCAUGUAACAUUUGCCAUUCCAACAGGAACUUCAAAUAAAGUUCUAGAUUGGUAUGAAAAAUGUUUUGGGAUGAGGAGAUUUUGGUUGGAUAGAAACGAGGACAAGUUAGAAGGAUUCCUGGUUCGAGGGAGCAAUGUAGGUCUGCGGAUGAAGGCUAUGGAAUACUGGAGAUGUGCAGAAACUGGUUUGGUUUUCUCUGAGAAGUCUAGCAAUGAGAGAACGAAUCACAGACAAGGAACCAACAUGAUGUUUGUUGUAGCUGAGGCUCUACCAGAACAAGGACCUAAUCAAGUUGAGACGUUCAUACAGCAGCAUGGUGGGCCUGGUGUUCAACACAUUGGUCUCUAUGCACCUGAUAUCGAGUACACAGUGGCUCUACUGAAGGAGCGAGGUUUGGACUUCAUGGUUCCUCCAAGCACUUACUACACUGAGGUUGGCAAGCUGGAGGAGAUGAAACUGGUAGGGAAGGAUCCAGCUGCCCUCAAGGAACUUGGCAUCUUACUUGAUGCAGAAGAUUUCCAAGACUACAUAGAUGGUGAUGCCCAGGGUAGAUCGGAUUGGGAGGACCCUAAAAUCAGGUAUCUUAUGCAAGUGUUCACACGGCCCUUCUUUGAUCGAGAUACAUUCUUCCUGGAGGUGAUCCAGAGGCAGGGAGCUUGCGGGUUCGGAGCAGGCAACAUAAAAGCUCUCUGGAGAUCCGUUGAGGCUUACAUGGUGCAGAAGGAGGCUACGGAGAAGGAGACCCAGGAGGAGCCUUCCGAGAAGGAGCCAGAAAAAUCCAAAGAGUACUUCAGUUACUAAGCUCCUAGGCUCUUUGAUCAGAUAUUGUGUUUGGAUGAUGAUGUAUAUGUGCAUUUGUGAAUGAGGAUUGAUUGGAAACGAAUUCCAUUUUGAUUAAGGUACUGUUGUGUUAGAUCAACGACCUUGCCACUAAUGUUAACCGAGACGAGAGCUUUCAAUUUUCAAUUAUCUUUCAAGAUUUUAUGAUGUAGAGUUCCUUCAGAGUCGGCUUUACUAAAUUAAGUAGGUGGUCAAAAAUCAAUGUGAAUUACAAGCUCAUGCUUGUUGUGUUAUAUGAUAAUUUUCUAUGUGAUUAUUUAUUUUCCUUCUGAUUGAUAUGAUUGAUUAUUAAUCAAAUUUUGAAUUUUGGCAGUUUUGUAAUUUGCCUCCAUUCACAGUUUUAUUAUACCUCUGCACCAUAUAUAAAAUAGGCCUAUUUGCAAUUUCCUAACAUGUCUUGCAAGAUUUUAUGAUCAAGCGUUUCUACAAAUACAAAUUAUUGGAAUUAAUUAGAUGUCAUUAAUGCAGCUAAGUGUCAUAUGUAUGAAAUAAUUUUAUUAAUAAUAAGAAAGUAUUUAGUUUAACCCUUUUUACUUAGAUUACAUUUAUUAGUUUCAACUCUGAUAAAAUAAUUCAUUUGUUGUAUAUUUCCUGGCUCUUAGGAAAUCUAGGUUUAGGAAAUCUAGGUUUAGAUUUGUCUUCCCACUGAGAAUGCAAGGUUUAUCUGAGCUAAAUUAAAUGAAACAUUCUCGUGAUUUUUUUUUUCACAUGUUCAUAUUUCUUUAAGAUGUUUUUACUGUCGAAAAUUAAUUGAAAUUACAUUUCAUUAAGUUGCAAAUGGUGCUCUCAUGUCUUCACAUUUGAAGGAAUAAUUUAUCUUCAUUGUUUGCUAUAUAUUCAAUUUUCCCAUGAAAAUUUGGCAUGGUGAAAAUUUAACUGAAUCAACUGUGCUCUGAAUAGGUGAUGUGCGAUCCCUCUUCUAAAAUUGUACUUGUAUUAAAAGUUUUGAUAUGGAAACAAAAAAUAAUAAUCUUUCCCUCCCUAUUUUGAGCCAAGCAAAAGUGGUAUUUUUCUUAAAUGUCUCUUUCUUGAAAGUUUUGCUGCAUCCAUAUAGUCUAUAUUUAUUUCAUCGUACACGAAUAUCCAGUUUCAUUUUGCAAUAUUCAGUCCUCACGUGGUACUCUGUAAACAUUACCUUGAAUUAUUUAACUUAUGAAACAUAUGGUAAUAUUGUAGAAGUGCAAUCCGGGUUAUGGGUCGACAACUUCUUUUAACAUAUCUUGAGGGUGGUGGUGCCCCAUGAGGAUUCCACCCUGCUAGCUGCCACUCAUACAGGCCUUUCUCACAACGUAGUAUUAAUCGUCCUUUCACUAACCCUGUACUGUCCCCUUGCUAUAAUUUUUCCUUUUCUCACCAGCCAAGUUUUCUGCCUAACCACAGCUAAGGAAAUGCUUGCUUUUCCCACACAAAAUUCAGUAAUCCCUGACAAGUGUUAGCCAUUCAUGAGCGCUUAUGUCUGAUUGGACAACAGCGCUGUCUCCGUUGUCACUAGGGCAUACAUCAAGCACCGCCCCUUUGCUUGGCUGGGUUUAUUUUCUCACAGCGACUCUCAACCCUGGACUUUCACGAUUAACACCGCAAUUGCUCGACUAACCCUGCUAUUUUGCAGGGCCAAGUCAUCCUGUACUAUAUGUGGGGUUAGCCCACUGUUCAAAAGAAAGAAAGAAAAUUGGUAAGUUUAACCCUGUACUAUACAUGUAGGUGGGGCUAACCUUGCCGUUUAGCCCCACCUGUAGUAUUGGGGUUGAGGAAAAUUUUGCCCGGGAGAAACGCCUAUUGGUGUUUCAACACACCAUUUUACCUUUCAUUCUGGAAUAGUUGACAAUUUCAAGAAUGUCACUCUCAUACUUGAAAUGAAAUUUUUCCGGAAAACCAUAGGGCUGAAAAAUAUUAAAGCCUUGUUUGGUCAUGAACUCUGGUGCUACAUGUAUUCUGGGAAUGCAAAAAUUGUGAGAACUUUGAUACCUUUUUUUUUUCUUUUUUAAUCUGGUCUUGGAUUUCUUAGGGAAAUUUAAAUGAUGCCUUCCUGAUCUGUGGCAGUGGCUGCGUGGCACUUAUAUGGACAAACAAAGAUACUUAUUGAAAUAGAAAUAGAAUUGCAUCUUUCCAUGUCAUAUUGAUUCAUAUUGAGUAUGUGUAAAUGUAAACCUAGGGCAUUUCAUAGAUUUAUAUGGUUAAGUUCACUGAUUUUCUUUUUUCCCCACGAGAAAUGUUGUGUGUGAAUAUUGACCAAAGGGGCGUAAAACCAUAACUCAGAUAACUAUGUGUAUGAGUAUGUGAUUUGUCUUAUGAGCUGUUCCACAUUGUUCAGGUGAGGAAAGAGAAAAAUGUUAUGCAAUGUACUUUGAAAUAUUAUCCAGAAACAACCCUUUUCUUGGAAAACGUGGGAGGACCAUCACAUUUUGCUUAAUAUUUCAUGGAAAAUUAUAAUUAUUUAUGCAGAAUACGUUAUUUUGCCAACCUUAGUAAGGAUGGCCUGAAACAAAUUAAAAAGAAUUUGAA
Messenger RNA from Lytechinus pictus (painted urchin), 4147 nucleotides. RefSeq names its product 4-hydroxyphenylpyruvate dioxygenase-like protein. Gene Ontology annotation, molecular function: 4-hydroxyphenylpyruvate dioxygenase activity. The transcript has 5 exons. Lineage: Eukaryota; Metazoa; Echinodermata; Echinoidea; Temnopleuroida; Toxopneustidae. Bases 68 to 1606 code for a protein of 512 amino acids. The record is from RefSeq and is a predicted model, not a curated record. Gene Ontology annotation, biological process: aromatic amino acid metabolic process.